Messenger RNA from Aureobasidium vineae, 1442 nucleotides. NCBI's taxonomy places the organism in Eukaryota, Fungi, Ascomycota, Dothideomycetes, Dothideales, Saccotheciaceae. The record is from the annotation of a GenBank genome assembly.
AUCUGGCCAUGAAAUCCUUGAUGGGACCUUUUUCAAAUGAUGGAGAGGAACACCUGAAAGACCUGGCCACACGAGUACGAGUCUACAAGACCGCAUUCUCAGCAUGGGAAACUCUCCACCAGAUCUCUUUGGAAGGCGUCACAAGGCACCAAAACGUCGUACAACUUUUACGAGAAACUCAAGACUCGGUGCAAAAUGUCAACGCCGCAAUCCAGAGCUACGACAACUUUCGCUCAUUCAUUGGUGUUCUCGGAUCCAGACUGUUUCCCGGCACAAAGUUGUUGGGGGAUCAUUUGGCGCUACAUGCAGGCUUCCAGAAGGCAGGCAAGGGCAUGGUGUUGACAUUCAAUGAAGAUCAAACCUAUAUGGUAAUGACAUCGAUCCGGUCAUUGCGAAAGUUGGGCUCUACCAUGCCUGUAGAGGUAAUGUAUUAUGGCGAAGGGGACCUCGGACAAGAGUACAGAGAGAUGCUAGAGGAAAUAUCCGGUGUGGUCACUCGUGAUAUGAGUAUGAUGAUUGACGACGCGGGCUGGGCAUUGAGAGGCUGGGCAUUAAAGCCAUGGGCAAUGCUCAUGUCCUCAUUCCAAGAAGUCCUCUUCAUGGAUGCCGAUGUAUUAUUCUUUACCAACCCAGAGGUCCUAUUCGAGGAUCCACAAUACCUAGAAACUGGAGCACUCUUCUUCAAAGACCGCAAUCUAGGCCGAGAGGACAAGAGGAACUGGCUGAAGAAAGUGCUUCCGUUACCCAUCUCGAACAAGGUAAGGAACAACCGUCUUUGGACUAAAGAAAGCGGUCAUAUGCAAGAUUCUGGCGUGGUCAUUGUUGACAAAUGGAGGCAUUUUGUGCCACUGCUUCUCACGGCACGCUUGAACGGGAUUGAUCGCGAUAACAACAAAGAGACCGGAAAGAAAGGCGUGUAUGAGAUGGUAUACGAGACUUUCUGGCUAAGUUGGGAGAUGGCCGGAGUGCUCGACUACGCUUUCCAUAAUGGCUCCACUGGCAUAAUAGGCGUUCUGAAGCAAGAUGACAAGGACGAGACCGACAAGUCAAACGACUCUGGUGAGAAUGAUCAGAAUGAUCAGUUUCUGAGUGAGGUCGACCACGAACCACGAAAAGAGAGGGCCGAACAUACCCAAGCCGAAAACUAUACCUCAUGUUCACCUCAGCUGCUCCACCUCGAUACAGAGGACAAACCCCUCUGGCUCAAUGGUUGGAUUGCUAAGAACAAGUUUUCAGCACCUACGAAUCUCGCCAUCGACUCCUUCGAAGUCUUCUUGCAAGAACCGCCUAGGAAGGAUCCCUCGAACAAANAGGAAAUAUGGGACCUGAAGGAGAAUAAUGUUGCUUGUUUAAUAGCAGAUAGCUAUGCUAGGAUCUCCGAGAGGGAUAAGCAGACUCUAGAGAUGAUCAUCUCCUUUGCGCAAGAAUACGAUUGGGAAACG